Molecule: messenger RNA, 982 nt
Organism: Paramecium primaurelia
Lineage: Eukaryota; Ciliophora; Oligohymenophorea; Peniculida; Parameciidae
Source: the annotation of a GenBank genome assembly
AUGAAUUUAAUUAAUUGUUUAGAUUUAAGUCAAUAAAUAGUGAAAUAGAUUUUUCGAAGUAAAUACAAAUCAAAAGUGGAUACUAAUUUCAAUAUUGAAUGUAAUUAAAUACGUAAGAAAUGGAACAAUAAUGGAUAAAACCAUAUCGUAAUCUAAUUUUAUUUAUGCAAAUCAAGAAAAUAAUAUUUAGUAGAAGAAUGGAAUAUCAUUUGCAUUUAAUAAUAAAUAAGCGAUCAUAUUCAAGAUUAAUUUAAGAAGUGUGAAUAAUUAGCUUCAUAAACUCCAUUAUGUUUAAAAUAAGACAAUUAAAUUGAUCACAUUAUACAUUUGAAUGAAAAUAAACGAACAGAUUGGAUAGAUCCUAGUUUAAUCUUAACUAGUUAAUUACAAUUAUCUAAUAAAGUAACAAUUAAUGUGGCUUACUUAUCAACUUUAGAGAUAAUAGAAAGAGAGAUUCAAGAAUCAACUAAAGACUCAUUGCCAUUUAGAAGAGAUAGAUUUCUAUCAGAUGAUAUUCAAUAAAGUAUGUAUGUAUUUAUAUGCAAUAAAGAUAAUCGAUUAAGAAGAAGCACAGAUAUAGAUGGAUUAAGAUAAUAUAAGAAGAAUAAAGAAAUAUUGACUAAAGUUAUGAAUAGAAUGAAUGAUUCAUUUUGUAAGAUAUUAAUAAUAAUCAUUAGCUUCUACUUCUAGUAAAAAUAAGUCAACUUAAUUAUUGACUAUAAUCAAUAAGAAAGAUGAUAUUGAAAUUCUAUCAUCUCCUGAAGAUGCAUAAAAAAUUAUUGAUGAAGAUGAAAAUGGAGAUUAUGAAAUUUAAAUGAUUAUUGAUGAAGAACCUAUCAUCAAAGGUCAAACCAUUAUCAUCAAAUCAUAACAACAAUAAUUUCAUCCAAUUAUAGAUUACAUUUUUAAAAUAAGAAAUAAGAAACAUAAUUAUAAUACUUAAUUAUUUGAUACAAUGAAUUUUAUUAAAAAUUAUUACUGA